This is a messenger RNA of Cucurbitaria berberidis CBS 394.84, 610 nucleotides long. RefSeq lists its product as uncharacterized. The record is from RefSeq and is a predicted model, not a curated record. The transcript is spliced from 4 exons. Lineage: Eukaryota; Fungi; Ascomycota; Dothideomycetes; Pleosporales; Cucurbitariaceae. The coding region runs from base 80 to 478 and encodes 132 amino acids. Gene Ontology annotation, molecular function: carbon-sulfur lyase activity.
AGCUCGACAAUCUCUUCUAAAUUUGCUGUCCCCAUACACCCCACCUCAAUUCUUCCAAUCUUCCAAACAACUUAUCAAAAUGCCUUCCGGUAGUUGCAUGUGCGGCAAUGUCAGCUACGAAGUAGCAGGAGACAGCGUGGCCAAUGUUCUCUGCCACUGCUACGAUUGUCGCAAAAUCUCAGGAACCACCUACUCGAGCAACUCCCUCUAUUCCUCGGAUGGCUUGAAGAUCACCAAGGGAACUCCCAAGCAGCACAAGAAGGUCGCCGAUAGCGGUAAUGAGAUCGUUUCCAACUUCUGCGGCGACUGUGGUUCGACCAUGUGGCGCACGACUGCUACGUUCCCUGGCAAGCUUAUUGUCAAGGCUGGAACCUUGGACGACACUAGCAUCAUCGACAACUGGACCGUACACAAGGAGUUGUUUGCCUCGAAUAGACCAAAGUGGAUUGGUGCCCAGGAGGGAGCCGCUCAGGCUUAGAUGUCUUGUGUCGCUUCGUGGUGCGGCUCGGGAGUGGAUGUGCGGUGGUUGGGAGAGGAUAUAGGUAGGCUGUCAUUUUAGUAAUGCAGUACUCGAUGUGGUCUACUCCGAAUCCGACGUGUCUGGCUCUUU